Molecule: messenger RNA, 1431 nt
Organism: Laetiporus sulphureus 93-53
Lineage: Eukaryota; Fungi; Basidiomycota; Agaricomycetes; Polyporales; Laetiporaceae
Exons: 4
Coding region: 103-1413 (436 amino acids)
Source: RefSeq, a predicted model, not a curated record
AGCUUAUACGUACGAGGUGGCACAACAUGCAGCGUCGCCCCUCAAGUUCUUGAAGACUUGUCGCCUGCCUUUCUCUGAGCCUGCGCUGCGACUUUCUGGCACAUGAGCGGCUCGUCGCACCGGAAAGCUGGCUAUGCUGAUGCACAGGACAUGUUUCGCGUCUCUCCUUGGAUAAGCUACGAUCCAUCACCCGACAUCCGCAACGACGCUCUAGCGCGCAGUAACAUUCACUUCUAUAACAUGAGCGAGGACGUCGACAUGGAUGCACCUCAGAUCUCUACACUGCCAGAGGAGGAGACCCCCGAGCCGCAACCAGCCCGCACGUCCAAAUUCCGGGUGAAGCUCCUUGUCAACGAGGGAAAGCGGUCUGGAUCAUUAGGAAGCUCAUCCUCGCGCAAACCAGCGCAGGGGGCCAGUGAUGAAGAAGACGAGGAGGAAGACGAGGAGGAAGACCAGCUCAUUGAUGACGAUGACGAUGGCGAGAUGAAGCUUCCGGCUGCCCCGAUCGCUGCGCCCUCUACUAGCACCUCAUCCAGCAAACGUGGUUCAGGGAGAGGCAGAGGAGGUCGUCGAAGAGGUGGAAAGACAGAGCCUGCGUUUUCGACAAUAAGUCAUGAACUGCAAGGUGGACCGGUUGAUAUCCCUCUCUCUGGCGCUAGCACCCCUCUGGCCGCUUCAUCUGGUAGAAAGAAGGCAGGUGCUGGCAGGGGUGGCACAAUUCAGCGGGCAAUCAGGAAGAAGCCAUCCCACUCAGCGUCGAAGCCUCCCAGAACGAUUCCAUCUAUCCAUAGAGAUGAGGUGGAAAGUAUACUGAGCGAAACAUAUCCUGGCACUGCAGCUUCAUCCCCCCUCAUGCGUGACGACCGGACGCCUGAGUCCGAAUUGCCCAUUCCACCAGCGAUGCCAACUAUGGUUUUGGACGACGGUGCUCUUGAAGGCGUGCCUCUUCCCGUCUACCCCCUACCUUCCAAACCAUUCCCGGUUCAGCCACCCCCGAAGAUUGGAACUGGGUUCGCGCCCGUCAUGCCUCUCGACAAGAGUGGUAAAUCAGUACGACGCUGGCGGCAGGUAAACCGCGAGAUCCGAGGAAUCGCGGGUGGCCGAUGGUUUGCGCGUACCUGGGCUGGCGAGAAGGAGUCAGAGUAUGCCUCCGCUGCCGCCACCCAAGCAGCGACACACGCCGCGCAGGUAGCUGCUGACCGUGAGGCCGCAUCUGCUGCUGCUAUGGUUGCUGCUGGCAUCACACUGCCCCCGAAACUCGCUGGUGCUUCUCUUGGAGCAACUUCGUUCGGAAAAUCCACGAAGGCAAAGAUGACGAACAGCAUCUCUUCCCACACAACGAAGAAACGCAAUAAUGUUCAAGUUGCUAACACCUCUGGUGAGGUGCCGAUCGUGGUAUCCGCACUUCCGUAAUCAUGGAUCUUAUGUUGC